Molecule: messenger RNA, 1159 nt
Organism: Balaenoptera acutorostrata (minke whale)
Lineage: Eukaryota; Metazoa; Chordata; Mammalia; Artiodactyla; Balaenopteridae
Gene: TEX30
Product: testis expressed 30
Exons: 6
Coding region: 171-848 (225 amino acids)
Source: RefSeq, a predicted model, not a curated record
CGUAGCGGGACGCACUGGCGGGUGCGGCGAGGCGGUCCCUUCGAGUGUGGAAGUUCGCUCCCUGAAGAGAGUGAGGGCGGUUAGGUGCUCCCGGCCACUUUCCCGUCCCCGGGAGAUGUCCUUUGCUUCUCAGAUGUAAUGCACUUUAAGUUUGUUAUUCAACAGUGAAAAUGAGUCAUACAGAGGUUAAAUUAAAAAUACCUUUUGGAAAUAAAUUACUAGAUGCUGUUUGUUUGGUACCUAACAAGAGCUUAACAUAUGGAAUAAUUCUUACACAUGGAGCAUCAGGAGAUAUGAAUCUUCCUCAUUUGAUGUCACUGGCAUCCCAUCUUGCAUCUCAUGGUUUUUUUAGCCUGAGAUUUACCUGUAAAGGCCUUAAUAUUGUACAUAGAAUUAAGGCAUAUAAAUCAGUUUUGAAUUACCUAAAGACCUCAGGAGAAUACAAACUUGCAGGUGUUUUCCUUGGAGGUCGUUCAAUGGGCUCAAGAGCAGCUGCUUCUGUAAUGUGUCAUAUUGAGCCAGGUGAUGCUGAUAAUUUUGUUCGAGGUCUCAUUUGUAUUUCCUAUCCACUGCACCAUCCAAAGCAGCAGCAUAAACUUAGAGAUGAAGAUCUCUUUCGUAUAAAAGAUCCUGUACUGUUUGUGUCAGGCUCAGCAGAUGAAAUGUGUGAAAAGAACUUGUUGGAGAAAGUGGCACAGAAAAUGCAAGCUCCUAAUAAAAUCCACUGGAUUGAGAAAGCAAGUCAUUCCAUGGCAGUGAAAGGACGGUCAACAAAUGAUGUUUUCAAAGAAAUAAAUACACAGAUUUUGUUUUGGAUCCAGGAAAUCACUGAAAUGGACAAGAAAUAAUUGUCUGUAGUUACAAGCUAUGUUAUUUUGAAUACAAAUACAGUUAAUUUGUUAAAGAACAACAUACCUCUCAGCAUUCUGAGAUAUAUUUCAGACUAAUUUAAUGUUCUUUAAUGUUCCCCCAUUUUUAAAACACAUUUUGUGAAAUUAAUGCCCUUUACAAAGUGUCUUUUGAAAGCACUGUUAUAGUUGUAUAAAGGUGAUGUACAAAUAUUGAAGGUGGUCUAAAUAUAAUUUAUUUUCUUUAAUAUAGUUAAGUUUUGAAAAAUUAAACAUUGAAUUUUGUUACAAGAGAACUUUUGUCUUAUUGC